This is a messenger RNA of Hirundo rustica (Barn swallow), 9020 nucleotides long. RefSeq names its product ERGIC and golgi 3 (gene ERGIC3). The record is from RefSeq and is a predicted model, not a curated record. Lineage: Eukaryota; Metazoa; Chordata; Aves; Passeriformes; Hirundinidae. Gene Ontology annotation, biological process: endoplasmic reticulum to Golgi vesicle-mediated transport; retrograde vesicle-mediated transport, Golgi to endoplasmic reticulum. The coding region runs from base 39 to 1217 and encodes 392 amino acids. The transcript is spliced from 14 exons. Gene Ontology annotation, cellular component: endoplasmic reticulum membrane; Golgi membrane; endoplasmic reticulum.
CGCCGGAAGGAGGGUUCGGUUCCGGGCUGCGCGGCGUCAUGGAGUCGCUGUGGCGGCUCAAGCGGUUCGACGCUUUUCCUAAGACCCUGGAAGAUUUUCGGGUCAAGACGUGCGGAGGAGCGCUGGUGACGGCUGUUAGCGGCCUCAUCAUGGUGCUGCUUUUCUUCUCGGAGCUGCAGUACUACCUUACCAAGGAAGUUCAUCCAGAAUUGUAUGUUGACAAAUCAAGGGGAGAUAAAUUGAAGAUCAAUCUAGAUGUUAUUUUUCCACAUAUGCCUUGUGCUUAUCAGUUUCCUUGCGCACUGGUUUCAGAUUUGAGCAUUGAUGCAAUGGAUGUAGCCGGAGAGCAGCAGCUGGAUGUAGAGCACAAUCUGUUUAAACAACGUUUGGAUAAAGCUGGCAAUCGUGUAACUCCAGAGGCUGAGAGACAUGAGCUGGGAAAAGAAGAAGAAAAAGUGUUUGAUCCAAAUUCUUUGGAUGCUGAUCGCUGCGAGAGCUGUUAUGGGGCAGAGUCAGAGGACAUUCGGUGUUGUAAUACUUGUGACGAUGUCAGAGAAGCAUACAGGCGGCGAGGCUGGGCCUUCAAGAACCCAGAUAGCAUAGAGCAGUGCAAGAGGGAAGGGUUUAGCCAGAAAAUGCAAGAGCAGAAGAAUGAGGGCUGCCAAGUAUAUGGUUUCCUAGAGGUCAACAAGGUCGCUGGAAAUUUCCACUUUGCACCAGGAAAAAGUUUUCAACAGUCUCAUGUACAUGUUCAUGAUCUGCAGAGCUUCGGACUUGAUAAUAUCAAUAUGACACACUAUAUCAAACAUCUCUCAUUUGGAAGGGAUUAUCCAGGCAUUGUGAACCCUCUGGAUGGGACAGCCAUCACUGCACAACAAGCUUCCAUGAUGUUUCAAUAUUUUGUCAAAGUGGUGCCCACUGUGUAUAGGAAAGUAGAUGGUGAAGUGGUAAGAACUAACCAGUUCUCAGUUACACGACAUGAGAAAAUAGCGAACGGUCUACUGGGAGACCAGGGUCUGCCUGGUGUCUUUGUGCUGUAUGAGCUUUCACCCAUGAUGGUGAAGCUGACAGAGAAACACAGGUCCUUUACUCACUUUCUCACUGGAGUUUGUGCCAUUGUUGGAGGCAUAUUUACAGUUGCAGGUUUCAUUGACUCCUUGAUAUAUCACUCUGCACGUGCCAUCCAGAAGAAAAUUGAACUUGGGAAGACAACAUAAGCAAUAAGCUUAACAUACUGGGGAGAGAAGCAAUUUGUGGUGUGGGUAAGGAGAAUGAUUAUCUUCAAGCAAGAAUGUUGAAAAGCAGGUUUGUUUUAAAUGUAUUUUUUACAAGUAUAUUUAAUGAAUACAGUGGGUCAGGAUGAGGAAGGGAACAUUGUAUUCAUAUGUUUCAUCAGGAACAAAAAGUGGCCUGAACAGUUUCAUUGCUCAUCAGUGCACUCAGCUUUGUAACUAAGUUUAUGAGUAGUCAGGAGAGGAAUAUGAAUGGAAGUAAUGCAGCAAGAGUUUAACCCAGACUGAAACAGUUAUCACUGUUUCCUAUCAAGGACUGGCUUGUCCUUGAUAAGAAAACCAAUUGCUUGUAAACUGGAAAAACAUUGCAGAUCACUGCCCAGAGCACACCUGAGAACCUAAAGAAUUAUGAAGGGAAGGUGAAGGUGCAAUACUUGUACUCAUCAUGGGAAACUGGAAGUAGUGGAAAGAAGAAAUCAAAGCUACAGAAAUGGAGAUUCUGCAUGGAGAGGCAGAAAAUUAAUGAAGCUAGUAAGUAAUACAGGCUUCUGCUAUCAGUAGGAAGGAUAUGAGUACAAGAGUUCUGGUGAUUUUGAGAGACUGAAAGCCCACGUGACCAAGAAUCAUGAUGAAGCUGAGUCUGAAUCAAGGAUGUUAGUGAUUGAAAGUGAUAAAAGACAUCCUGCUAACUCUGCUCUGGAGGAGAAAAACCUUUGGGGAGCUCAUUCCCCAGGGUCUGCAGUCUUGUUCUGCAGGGAGUCAUGUUCUGCAGGGGUGCCCUUUUUAAAGUUGUAAGGGGUCAAAAAGUAAAGGAAAUGGUGGUUCACAUGUUUUCAAAGUUUAUUCAACAUAAGAUCAUUUAAAAUUUAUUCAACUCUGUUGUCUUCUGUCACCAUGAUUGAUUUUUUUUUCCCUUCUUCCUUGAUGCAGUUUAAAAAAAUAUUCCCUUAGUUAAAGACUGUAAGAAUAAAAAUCUUAGUAAAAAACUGGGCAGGCUGAGGGGGGCAUCUUCCUUUCCUAAGAAUAACUACAAGCCUCUCCCAAAAGCCAUCUGUGGGUGGAAAUACCAUCUCUGUCAUGCAGCCAGCCACAUUUGACCAGCUGCUGUCCACCAGUGGCUUCGCAGCCCUGCAGGGCCACAUACAGCAGCUCACAGGCUCCAUGCCCACCUCCGGCCCCAACAUCUCCCCUUUGUCCCUUCCAACCAGCAUAGACGGAACUGUGCCCACCCUGUGUCCAGCUAAAUGCAACAUCACUGCUGCCAUGGGAGAAUGGCACCCAUAGUACCCAGCUGACCAAAACCCUGCAAAUCGCAGGGUCUGUGAGCCCGGUAGUGGGGUGGAGCAGUAAGCUAAAGAGCUAAGACAGCUGCUGGCAGUGCCCUUUGGCCCAUUCCUGGCCAAACAGCCUGGCUCCAAUUUCUUGGAAAUGCAUCACUUGUAGAAUACAAUCCUGCCUUCAUGUGCCCAUCUCUCGAUGAGGCUGAAUUCAGCAUCAAUGUCAUGAACUCCCAUCCUGCUUAAGGCUCUGGACCAAUGGGGUUUUUUCCAGUAGUGGUGCCAGUUCCCUUCACUGUCUGCUCCGAAGCCAAACAUGGAGACCUGUGCACGUGCCAGCAACAGCCAAGGCUGUGUGGACGCUGGGGCGUCCCGCAAGCAUAUGGACAAUCAGUGCAGGGGAGUUACAGUGGCAGCAUCUGGUACCAUUUGCUGUGCUCACCUGCUGGCAGUUGUGCAAGGUAAGGAGCAGGGCUGUGAAGCCAGUGGAGGGGUACCAGCCAUGAUGCUGUGUCCAUGGAUGUGCUUGAGGAAAGCUGGGCCCAGGAUCAACACCUGAGUGGGCAGUGGAGUAAUCAGGUGCUCUCCAUGCUGGAACAGGACAGCCAGCUCAACACAGUGCAGCCCUUGGUUCUCUGCCCAGCUGAGUUCUGCCUGUCCCUAAGGAGCUGGAGCCCAAAGAGCUAUUACCUUGCUCCUGUCAGCUUUGAUAAAUGUUUAGCUCUCAUGUGCUGCAAAAGCAGAGGCGAGUAGUGAUCGUGUAGUAUACGCGCUGCUGAGGGGACCCAUUUCUUUGCAAAGGGUAUCCAUUGUCUGCUAGCACCCAGCCCUCAUCCCUUAGGCUCGCCCAGCAACACCCCCUGUAUAAUUCAUAAAGGUUUUGUUUUAUACUUGAAUAACUUUUGGUGGGCACAGACAUAUUUAUAACUUUUGUUAGAGCUCGCAUUGCUAAGUCUUUUGCUUGGGCUAGGAUUGGGGGAGUCAAAUGCGCUUGAGUUACUGGGUCGUCUGCAGGAUGUAGAUUUCCCAUAAAUUGGGAAAUCCCUAGCCCAAAACACAGAUCUUGUUGAGUAGCAAUUGAAUUUUCAGUCCCUGGCACUCUGCAUAGGAUUUCCAUGUCGAUUCAAACAUCAUAUAUUGCACUGUAGUGCACAGCAGUGUGGCUAUCUACUUCAUGUCAUAUGGAGUCAGUUCAGUAGCAGUUAUAAACUAAAGCACAUUUGCAACAGCGGGUGACCCUAGUCCAUGUUUAGCAGCCAUUUGGCAUAGCUCUGAAAGGGUUUGCCAAUUAAAGGGAACAUACUUGUCAGGUAUAUUGCCAUUGCCUCAUAAAAAUGGGAAUGAUGCAAUCUCUUCCCCCACCCCACUGACAGCUUUUUAAUGAUGGUAGAUACCUGGGUACAGAAAUUAGUUCAGCCCCCUCUCUGCUUGUUAUCACUUCCUGCUUUACCUCCACCCAGAAGACAACUGGGUCAUGUGUGGGGGGGUGGCCUCCAACUGGAACAUCAACGGGGCUGCAGCCGAAAGAGGCAGGCUUGCAGGGGCUUGUUCUCUGAAGCUGGUGGCAGGGUAGGAAUUUGGGUUCCCUCUGUGGGUGUCUCGUGGCUGUAGAUGCAAUGGUGCUGUGGCAGGAGCAGGACUGGCUGCAGGAGUGGAGCCAGGUGCUGGAGUGGUAGCGUUGGCACUUCCUGGUUCUGGUUUAUUUCCUGAUAUGAUGUAAUAAAAACAUCCAGGCAUCUGAGAUUACAUCAUCUGAGGCCACACCCCCGUGUUGCAGUGGCGUGCAGGCCUGGCCGGUGGAGGCGGGGCUGUGGGUGCGGUCUGUGGGCUGAGCCAACCAGCUCCGGGCAGGGGCAGUCUGGGCGUUUGCAUGGUGAUGAGAGAUGUGGGGUGGCGGUCUCGGCAACGGCGUGCAGCCGAGUUAUGUUUGCAAACUGCAAAUCAUGGCGGCAUGGCUCGGGCUGUAAGCAGCUCUGUGUAGCUCAGGAGUGAGUUAGUUCAGCAUGGCUGCUUUGUGGCACAGACACUGGGCUUGUUGGCAUUGCAUAACACCUCACUGGGGCAGGAAUGGGGCUUUUUUGCGGCGCCGGGAUUGGGGCUUCUCGGAGGCAAAACACAAUACUCCCACAGGCACGCGGUAUUCCAGCUCUGCCCAGCAUGCGGGCACAGGCGCACCUCUUGCUGCUGUACCGGUAUCCCACCACCUUCUCCCAUACUGCUGUGCCCUGGAGCCCUACCAUGUGAGUAAAUUGCGUAAUCUGGGUCACUGUCUCCUGCCGCGGUUUCUGAGUCCGCGGUAUUUCAACCGUGUGGUGGGAUUGCGAAAUCUGGGUCAUUGUGUCCCACCACGGUUUGACUGUCCGCCAGGGCCCUGCCAUGUGGGGGAGAGGUGGAAAAUGAGUCUCCAGGGAAGGCGUUCCACGGGGAGGGGGCAUUCAGGGCGGCACAGCCCCGAGGGGAAGAGAUUUCAUCUGGCCACCCCGUCCGCAAGGUCAGCCGGGUUCCCAACCCUCUGCUGUCUCUUCAGGCGUCCAUUUUUCUGCAUUUUCAUCAGUUUUUAACAGUCUCAUCGAGUCUAAAGUAAGUUUCCAGGGCUUGAUAAUUUUAAUUUUUGAUCCCCCCUAGAGACAGCUUUAAUUAUAAAUUGUCCAGUUCAUGCCCAAGUAUUCAAGUCAAGGGUAGCCUCUUUAGUUGUACCAAAUCCAUUGUCCUUAGCCCAGGUUAGUAAAUUUCCCACUGCCUCUAGAUUGUAAUCAAUUUCCCAUUCUUCUAAAAGAGCAAACCAUACCUUUAGGGUUUGAUGAGAUUAUGAGAUCCAUCCUCCCAUGGCUCCGAUGGUUGUUUUCUUCUGUGUUCAGAGGCAGGUGCAGAAGAAUUCAAAGUUUAAACGGUUUUCGACCACAAAACAGCUCUGCCACUGUUUUUUGUAGCUUUUGCUUUUUCCAGCUCCUAUGCUGCUUUUUUGUCUCCUCUGCUACUAUGCAGAGCUAGCUGUUGACCUUACACGGAGACAUUACGUGUAACUUGAGGUCCAUGGAUUGGAGACUGUUAUAAGUCAAUAUUACAUUAUUGGCUUUUAACAAAUAUUAAAAUGAAUACUAUAUGUAUAAUGUUGGAAAACUCUGCUGUAUUAAUAUAGUUCCUUUUAUUUCUAUUAAUGAAACUUAGAAAUGGCAGUGUGAUGAAUAUAUAUAUAUAUAUCUUAGGCUAUAGAUUAUAUUAAAAUAAAGACUGCUUUUGUUCAUGUAACCCAGAGAAUAGAAAAGAUACUCAGAAACCCCUCCCCCCCACAUUCCUGGGUUAUCUUAUCCAGAUGAAGAUGGUGGUGACAAGAGCUACAGGGGAGGAAUUUCUUGGACCUCUGUUAUCAUGGGGUGUGAGACUGGAUGGAGCCACCAGAAGACUGAUGGGCAUGAUAAAAUGGUUGGGUGGUGGAAGUUGAAAAUGAGCAGAGGAACAUCUAAACUCAGGAGGAAUGUUUGUAUCAUGCAUGGGGAUUUAUGAAUAUGCAACAAGCUGGUGCUUUUAAGGCAGAAGCCUUUGUUAGAGUGUGUGCUCUUGGCAGAAUGCCAAGCCACCCAACCAUAAUUGUUUAUUCAUUUAAUUAUUUGCUUUAUUUUUAUUAUUGUUUCUAUUAUUAUUGUUAUGGACAAUCAAUAGCCAAUUUAAUAUAAAGUUAUUUUGCUGUUUUAAAAAUAACAAUCUGAGACAGCCACAAUAAAAGAGACAACCUCGAUCCCGGGUUAUCGAAGUUGGGUGAUGGCCACAACUGAACCAGUCCUCCCCGUUUGCAAGCACUUAGAUUCAGUGGGCAGGUUUUAUACAGUUUUUCUUCCCUGCGGCAGUUUUAUUGUUAGUUCAUGUCUGCCAUGCAUAUUCAUGUAUUUUCUUUCUCUGGCCUCUUGGCUUCGAAUGCUUCUUCCUGGCAGAAUCGGCGCUUGAAUGGGGUUCUGAGAAGUCACCAUUGGGAUGCUGAUAGCGACAUCUUUGGGUCUUCCUCCUCUAGACUGGUAUCAUGUGUUAAUCACCGGAGAAGGCAGUGGACCCUCCCUUGAUCAAUGGGACAUCUCCGGUUUGGCCAUUCCUUUUGGUUGUUAAUUUGGACUUCGCCCUGCCAUUGUCUGGAAUCUCUAUAAUUGCAAAUUAGUCUUGGCAAGCAGAAAAGUUUCCACAGUUUUGUGGAGACCUUCUGCCUGUAAUACAGUUUAUAGGUUAUAACAUAUAAAACACAAAUUUAUCUCAAAACAUAUAUCACAUUAUUAUUUCUAUUAAUAAAAAGACAAUUCGGCAAUUGUCUUUUUAUUAAACUUUUUUAAUUUUACCAAGAAAGUGAACUUCAUUUUCACAGAGACAGAUGCAUGACACAGACUUCUUCUGAGUCCUGGGCAACAGCCAGUAACCCACUUUAUUGUUCCAAGCUUCUUUUUAUAACCAGUUUGAAUUCCCCGGGCUUGGGGAGCCUAUUGGUUGGGAAUCUCUGCACCGCCCAGAUCUCUGGCCAGUGGUGUAUCUGCAUCCAGGGCUUAGGUGGGGACACGCAGGUCUUUGUUCCCCUAGGGACUUCUAGAACAAGCCAGGUCAGCUGAAUUAGGUCUCUUAUGAUCAGACUCAUUAUAUCCACCUGUAAACCAGCUGUAUAUUGCUACAAGAGAGGAAGUCAAAAAAGACUGGGUGAACGUACCAGAAAGCAGAGUGGAGUCUCGGAAGUGGGAAAUGUCAUGGGAAAGUUGAGUGGGCAAAGGACAGUGGGAGCCUGGCUAAAGAGUUGUCUUGGUUUGAAAGACAGGUAUCUGCUAGGGAGGGGCAGGACAUCUCUAGGAAUGGGGAAUUCCAAUCCCCUCCCUCCAAGUUGUUAUAAUUUAGAAAUUUAAAGGGGCUUUUCAGGCAGAGGUAUGGGGAAAGGAAUAACAAUUCUUUACUAGUAAAUAUAACAAGGCAAACAAGCAACAACUACUACAGCAUUAAUGUGAUACAUGACCUAAAGUUAAUUCAUGUUAGGUAUUGUGAUGUGUAAUUAAUUCGCAUUAAAAUGUGGUGAUAUGUAAUAUAAAGUUAAUCUGCGUUCGGUUGGACUUAAGAACCUAAAGUGUGUUUAGGGUUAAAGAAGAAAAUAAAAAGCUAAACUGCAAGACGGGGACGCGGGGGUUGGGGGUGGGGAGGGUCCCUGCCGGGAAAAGCCUCAGGACAACCAACAAAACUAAAAGAAUGGGAAAAAUGGGAAGAUUGGCCGUGUCUGCCCCGGAGAUGGGUGUGCUGACGAUCGAGUGAUUAAGAGGGGAUUGAUAUCUUGUCUGUUCCGGCCCGAUUUAACAUUUUCAAAACCUUCUCCGGACCCGGCAAUCAUGACAUUGUUCUGCCCCCAAGAACCUAUUCAACCGACCUGGGACCUGAACAUGAAUACCUAAUGAAGCUACCACGAAGCAAGAGCGCUACGGUCGCCGUCCACUCUCAGCAAAAGACUGUAUAAAAACUGGCGACUCUGGGCACACUUUGUGAACAGAGUGGAUACGGAGCGAUAGAGUCCAUUUCUGCGUUCACCCAGUGCCGAAACCCCGGGGUUCGGCGCUGUUCCUUUUAAUUGUGGCUGUUAGAGACUGAAUUUAAGUCUCGAAAUAAAAUUCUGAAUUUUGAUUUACGGAAUUGGGCUUGUUCAUUCAUUACAAUUAAUAAGAAACAGAACCAGCAACCUCGAGGGACUUUGUUUCACAAAGCCCGGGGCAGUCUGAUCUCUUGGGACUCCGAGAGCACCAAGCUGGAAUGGUGGAAACUCCCGGACUGGUGGCUGGAACAGCAGGAUGUCCCCGGCAGGCAGGGUGGAUGUCCCAGCAGGGCAGGGGGGUGCAGGGCUACAGCAUAGCAAAAAGAGCAGUGCUGAAGAGGCCACGACAGCCAGACAAGGCUGGCCCAGCUCCAGCAAGGCAGGCAGAGGAGUUCAGAAUUCCUGGGCACAUGAGCAGAUGAUGGUAGAUUCCCAGGACCAGACUUUCUGUUGACAGUGGACUUCUCCCACAGCGAGCAGCAGCUUGGUCAUCCUCUCUGAUGCCCAGAGCAAGAAGAGCUCCCAGCUCCCCCAGCCCUGUCUUUUUCCUGCCCCAAGACUCUCAUGAUCUCCCCGCUCCUGACUUUGGCCACCUCCUUUGUGUUGGUCAAGCACCAUCUAAGCAUCUUAGCAACUUAUGGGGAAAAAAACUCUCUAAGACAAAAAAAAAAGAAACAAACCUAACCCCCAAAACCUUCCCUGACCCAUCCUUUGCCUUUUGGACCACUCUGCCCACACAGUUCAGUACUGGUUCAGCUCCCUGAUGGUGAGAAUCAGGGGAAAGGAUCAGAAAUCUCAAUGAUUGGGAAAUGCCAAAUGGUAUGAACUGCCAAGAAUAUCCAUUGGGUCUGGAACAGCUUCCACACUAGGACUGAACCAGAGAGCUGGGACUCUCCCCAAGAGAAGUUUAAGAACAGCAAAAGCUGUUGCUAUCUAGAGGAUCUAGGGUGGCCACAGGUACCUUGUAGGGCA